AUGAUGGCGGCGGCCGGCACCCGGGGAGGUAGCGGCGGCGGAGGCAGUGGCUCCGGUUCUGGUUCCAGCAGCGGCGCCUCGCGGGGCUUCUACUUUAACACGGUCCUAUCAUUGGCCCGCUCCCUGGCUGUGCAGAGACCGGCAUCCUUGGAGAAGGUCCAAAAGCUACUUUGCAUGUGCCCUGUGGAUUUCCAUGGAAUCUUCCACCUGGAUGAAAGGCGGAGAGAUGCUGUUAUUGCACUGGGUAUUUUUCUCAUUGAGUCUGAUCUGCAGCACAAGGAUUCCAUCGUUCCUUACCUUCUUCGGCUUCUCAGAGGUCUUCCCAAAGUAUACUGGGUAGAAGAAAGCACCACUCGAAAAGGAAGAGGUACCCUCCCGAUUGCCGAGAACUUCAGCUUCUGCUUGGUGACUCUGCUGUCUGAUGUGGCGUAUAGGGACCCUUCCCUCAGAGAUGAGAUUUUAGAGGCACUUUUGCAAGUUUUACAUGUCCUUUUGGGAAUGUGCCAGACCUUGGAGAUUCAAGAAAAAGAAUACCUGUGCAAAAACGCUGUGCCCUGCCUGAUCGGAAUCUCCCGUGCAUUUGGGCGCUAUAGCAAUACGGAAGAGUCUCUCCUAUCCAGGCUCUUCCCCAAAGUCCCUCCACACUCUCUCCGAGUCCCUGAAGAGCUCGAAGGUGUCCGGAGGCGUUCCUUCAACGACUUUCGCUCCAUCCUCCCCAGCAACUUGCUGACUGUCUGCCAGGAGGGUACCCUGAAGAGGAAGACCAGCAGCGUGUCCAGCAUUUCUCAGGUCAGCCCAGAACGUGGCUUGCCUGCUCCCAGCUCCCCUGGAGGAUCUGCCUUUCACUACUUUGACGUCUCCUGCUUACCUGACGGCAGUGCCCUGGAGCCAGACUACUACUUCUCCACCAUCAGCUCCAGUUUCUCAGUCUCUCCCCUUUUCAAUGGCGUUACCUAUAAGGAAUUCAGUAUUCCACUAGAAAUGUUACGGGAACUUUUAAACUUGGUGAAGAAAAUUGUGGAAGAGCCUGUGCUCAAGUCCUUGGAUGCUGUCAUAGCCAGCAUCACAGAGGCCAGCCCCAGCAUGGAUCUCCACUACUCCACCUUCAGUGACCCACUCUAUGUGGCCGUGUUCAAGAUGCUGCGAGACACCCUGUACUACAUGAAGGACCUCCCAACCUCCUUUGUGAAGGAAAUCCAUGAUUUUGUGCUGGAACAAUUCAACACUAGUCAGGGAGAGCUCCAGAAGAUUCUGCACGAUGCAGACCGGAUCCACAACGAGCUCAAUCCCCUCAAGCUGCGCUGCCAGGCCAACGCUGCCUGUGUAGACCUCAUGGUGUGGGCUGUGAAGGACGAGCAGGGUGCAGAAAAUCUUUGCAUUAAGCUGUCUGAAAAGCUGCAGUCCAAGACGUCCAGCAAAGUUAUCAUCGCUCACUUGCCCUUGUUAAUCUGCUGUUUGCAGGGCUUGGGCCGCCUGUGUGAGAGGUUCCCAGUGGUGGUGCACUCGGUGACGCCAUCGCUGCGAGACUUUUUGGUCAUCCCAUCCCCGGUGCUGGUGAAGCUCUAUAAGUACCACAGUCAGUACCACACAGUUGCUGACAAUGACAUCAAAAUCAGCGUAACCAAUGAGCAUUCUGAGUCAACCCUGAACGUCAUGCCGGGGAAGAAGAGCCAGCCAUCCAUGUAUGAGCAGCUACGUGACAUUGCCAUUGACAACAUCUGCAGGUGCCUGAAAGCUGGCCUGACAGUGGACCCUGUCAUUGUAGAGGCCUUCCUGUCCAGCCUGUCCAACCGGCUCUACAUCUCUCAGGAAAGUGACAAGGAUGCUCACCUGAUUCCUGACCAUACCAUCCGGGCCCUGGGACACAUUGCAGUGGCCCUGAGGGACACACCCAAGGUCAUGGAGCCCAUUCUGCAGAUCCUGCAGCAGAAGUUCUGCCAGCCCCCCUCUCCUCUGGACGUGCUUAUCAUUGACCAGCUGGGUUGUCUGGUGAUCACUGGAAAUCAAUACAUCUAUCAGGAGGUGUGGAAUCUCUUCCAGCAGAUCAGUGUGAAGGCCAGCUCUGUGGUGUACUCAGCCACGAAGGACUAUAAAGAUCAUGGCUACAGGCACUGCUCCUUGGCAGUCAUCAAUGCCCUAGCCAACAUUGCGGCCAACAUCCAGGACGAGCACCUUGUGGACGAGCUGUUGAUGAACCUGCUGGAGCUGUUCGUGCAGCUGGGCCUGGAAGGGAAGCGAGCCAGUGAGCGGGCCAGCGAGAAGGGCCCUGCCCUGAAGGCCUCAAGCAGCGCGGGAAACUUGGGCGUGCUCAUUCCUGUUAUCGCAGUGCUCACACGCCGACUGCCGCCAAUCAAGGAAGCCAAGCCUCGGCUGCAGAAGCUCUUUCGGGACUUCUGGCUCUACUCUGUCCUGAUGGGGUUUGCCGUGGAGGGCUCAGGGCUCUGGCCAGAGGAGUGGUACGAGGGUGUCUGUGAGAUAGCCACCAAGUCUCCCCUCCUCACCUUCCCCAGCAAGGAGCCACUGCGCUCUGUCCUGCAGUACAACUCAGCCAUGAAGAACGACACAGUCACGCCGGCCGAGCUGAAUGAGCUACGUAGCACCAUCAUCAACCUGCUGGACCCGCCUCCUGAAGUGUCUGCCCUCAUCAACAAGCUGGACUUCGCCAUGUCUACCUAUCUCCUGUCUGUCUACCGACUAGAAUACAUGAGGGUUCUGCGCUCAACAGACCCCGAUCGAUUCCAGGUGAUGUUCUGCUACUUUGAAGAUAAGGCUAUUCAGAAAGACAAAUCAGGGAUGAUGCAGUGUGUGAUUGCUGUCGCCGACAAAGUGUUCGACGCCUUCCUCAGCAUGAUGGCAGACAAAGCCAAGACCAAGGAGAAUGAGGAGGAGCUGGAGCGGCACGCACAGUUCCUCCUUGUCAACUUCAACCACAUCCACAAGCGGAUAAGGCGGGUGGCAGACAAGUACUUAUCAGGCCUGGUGGACAAGUUCCCUCACCUGCUCUGGAGUGGGACGGUGCUGAAGACCAUGCUGGACAUCCUGCAGACCCUGUCAUUGUCGCUGAGUGCCGACAUCCACAAGGACCAGCCAUAUUAUAAUAUCCCCGACGCCCCCUACCGGAUCACAGUUCCCGACACAUAUGAGGCCCGGGAGAGCAUCGUGAAGGACUUUGCUGCACGCUGUGGUAUGAUCCUGCAGGAGGCAAUGAAGUGGGCGCCAACUGUCACCAAAUCCCAUCUUCAGGAAUACCUGAACAAGCAUCAGAACUGGGUAUCGGGGCUGUCCCAGCACACAGGCUUGGCCAUGGCCACUGAAAGUAUCCUGCACUUUGCCGGCUACAAUAAGCAGAACACAACUCUAGGGGCAACGCAGCUGACUGAGCGGCCAGCCUGUGUGAAGAAAGACUACUCCAAUUUCAUGGCGUCCCUGAACCUGCGGAACCGCUAUGCUGGAGAGGUGUAUGGAAUGAUCCGCUUCUCAGAAGCCACAGGCCAGAUGUCCGACCUGAACAGGAUGAUGAUCCAGGAGCUCAGCAUGGCCCUGGACCUGGGCAGCCCGCAACAUUACACACAGGCCAUGUUCAAGCUGACCGCCAUGCUCAUUAGCAGCAGAGAGUGUGACCCCCAGCUCCUCCACCACCUGUGCUGGGGUCCCCUCCAGAUGUUCAAUGAGCAUGGCAUCGAGACGGCUCUGGCUUGCUGGGAAUGGCUGCUGGCAGGCAAGAAUGGCGUGGAAGUGCCGUUCAUGAGGGAGAUGGCAGGCGCGUGGCAGAUGACGGUGGAGCAGAAGCUCGGUCUGUUUUCUGCAGAGAUAAAGGAAGCCGACCCUCUGGCGGCCUCAGAAGCAAGUCAGCCAAAGCCCUGUCCCCCUGAGGUGACACCACACUACAUCUGGAUCGACUUCCUGGCACAGCGCUUUGAGAUUGCCAAGUACUGCAGCUCUGAUCAAGUGGAGAUCUUCUCGGGCCUCCUGCAGCGCUCCAUGUCCCUGAACAUCGGCGGGGCCAAGGGGAGCAUGAAUCGCCAUGUGGCGGCCAUCGGGCCCCGCUUCAAGCUGCUCACGCUGGGGCUGGCCCUGCUGCAUGCUGACGUGGUCCCCAAUGCCACCAUCCGCAACGUGCUCCGGGAGAAGAUCUACUCAACCGCUUUUGACUACUUCAGUUGCCCCCCCAAGUUUCCUACUCAAGGAGAGAAGAGGCUACGGGAAGACAUCAGCAUCAUGAUUAAGUUCUGGAUGGCUAUGUUCUCCGACAAGAAGUACCUCACUGCCAGCCAACUCGUGCCCCCAGAUAACCAGGACACACGGAGCAACCUCGAUAUCACAGUCGGCUCUAGGCAGCAGGCCACACAGGGCUGGAUCAACACAUACCCACUGUCCAGUGGCAUGUCCACCAUCUCCAAAAAAUCGGGGAUGUCCAAGAAGACCAACCGGGGCUCCCAGCUGCACAAGUACUACAUGAAGCGCCGGACACUGCUGCUGUCGCUGCUGGCCACCGAGAUCGAGCGCCUCAUCACCUGGUACAACCCUCUCUCGGCCCCUGAGCUGGAGCUGGACCAGGCAGGGGAGAGCAGUGUGGCCAACUGGCGAUCCAAGUACAUCAGCCUGAGUGAGAAGCAGUGGAAAGACAAUGUGAACCUGGCCUGGAGCAUCUCACCUCACCUUGCUGUGCAGCUGCCAGCCCGGUUUAAGAACACAGAAGCCAUUGGCAACGAGGUGACCCGUCUGGUCCGGUUGGACCCAGGAGCUGUUAGUGAUGUUCCUGAGGCUAUCAAGUUCCUGGUCACCUGGCACACCAUAGAUGCCGAUGCCCCUGAGCUCAGUCAUGUGCUCUGCUGGGCACCCACGGACCCGCCCACUGGCCUCUCGUACUUCUCCAGCUUGUACCCACCACACCCCCUUACUGCACAGUACGGGGUCAAGGUCCUGAGAUCCUUCCCGCCGGACGCAAUCCUAUUCUACAUCCCACAGAUUGUGCAGGCCCUCAGGUACGACAAGAUGGGCUAUGUUCGGGAGUACAUCCUGUGGGCAGCAUCCAAAUCCCAGCUGCUGGCCCACCAGUUCAUCUGGAACAUGAAAACUAACAUUUAUCUGGACGAAGAGGGCCACCAGAAGGAUCCGGACAUUGGCGACCUGCUGGAGCAGCUGGUGGAGGAGAUCACAGGCUCCUUGUCAGGCCCGGCCAAGGACUUCUACCAACGGGAAUUCGACUUCUUCAACAAGAUCACCAAUGUGUCGGCCAUCAUCAAGCCCUAUCCAAAAGGUGAUGAGAGGAAGAAGGCGUGUCUAUCUGCGCUGUCAGAGGUGAAGGUGCAGCCAGGCUGUUACCUGCCCAGCAACCCAGAGGCCAUCGUCCUGGACAUUGACUACAAAUCUGGGACCCCCAUGCAGAGUGCAGCAAAGGCCCCAUACCUGGCCAAAUUCAAGGUGAAACGGUGUGGUGUAAGCGAACUUGAGAAAGAAGGGCUGCGGUGUGCCACUGACUCUGAGGAAAAUGGUAUGCCAGACACUGAUUCUCAAAAGAUCUCCUGGCAGGCUGCCAUCUUCAAAGUCGGCGAUGACUGCAGACAGGACAUGCUGGCCCUGCAAAUCAUCGACCUGUUCAAGAACAUCUUCCAGCUGGUGGGCCUGGACCUCUUUGUGUUCCCCUAUCGAGUAGUCGCCACAGCCCCUGGGUGCGGGGUGAUUGAGUGCAUCCCUGACUGCACCUCCAGAGACCAGCUGGGCCGCCAGACUGACUUUGGCAUGUACGACUAUUUCACACGCCAGUAUGGGGACGAGUCUACCCUGGCCUUCCAGCAGGCUCGAUACAACUUCAUCCGCAGCAUGGCCGCAUACAGUCUCCUGCUGUUCCUGCUGCAGAUCAAAGACAGGCACAAUGGCAACAUCAUGCUGGACAAGAAGGGCCAUAUCAUUCACAUUGACUUUGGCUUCAUGUUUGAAAGCUCCCCUGGUGGCAACCUGGGCUGGGAGCCAGACAUCAAGCUGACGGACGAGAUGGUGAUGAUCAUGGGUGGAAAGAUGGAGGCCACGCCCUUCAAGUGGUUCAUGGAGAUGUGCGUGCGUGGCUACCUUGCUGUGAGGCCUUACAUGGAUGCUGUCGUCUCUUUGGUCACACUCAUGCUGGACACGGGUCUUCCCUGCUUCCGAGGCCAGACGAUCAAGCUCCUGAAGCACAGGUUUAGCCCCAACAUGACCGAGAGAGAAGCUGCGAACUUCAUCAUGAAGAUCAUCCAGAACUGCUUCCUCAGCAACAGGAGCAGGACCUAUGACAUAAUCCAGUACUAUCAGAACGACAUUCCCUACUGA
Messenger RNA from Elephantulus edwardii (Cape elephant shrew), 6306 nucleotides. RefSeq names its product phosphatidylinositol 4-kinase, catalytic, alpha (gene PI4KA). The transcript has 55 exons. Gene Ontology annotation, cellular component: plasma membrane; cytoplasm. Gene Ontology annotation, molecular function: 1-phosphatidylinositol 4-kinase activity. Gene Ontology annotation, biological process: phosphatidylinositol phosphate biosynthetic process; phosphatidylinositol-mediated signaling. Lineage: Eukaryota; Metazoa; Chordata; Mammalia; Macroscelidea; Macroscelididae. The coding region runs from base 1 to 6306 and encodes 2101 amino acids. The record is from RefSeq and is a predicted model, not a curated record.